Messenger RNA from Scomber japonicus (chub mackerel), 1745 nucleotides. RefSeq names its product mixed lineage kinase domain-like protein. Gene Ontology annotation, biological process: protein phosphorylation; cell surface receptor signaling pathway. NCBI's taxonomy places the organism in Eukaryota, Metazoa, Chordata, Actinopteri, Scombriformes, Scombridae. The record is from RefSeq and is a predicted model, not a curated record. The transcript has 12 exons. Gene Ontology annotation, molecular function: ATP binding; protein kinase activity. Bases 76 to 1506 code for a protein of 476 amino acids.
AGCAGCAGCAGCUCAAAUCCGGUAUACCUGCUUCGAGACGAAGAUCCUCCACUUCACUUCCACUUUCAGCCGGUCAUGGACUUCAUAGAUCCCAUCCUGUCCAUUGCAUCAACCAUCUACACCCUGGUUGACAACGUGAAGGCCAAUAAGAAGCGAUGCCGCCGCGUCGCCCAGCGAGUCAAAGCCCUGGACGAGCUGCUCCGCUCCAUCAGGAAGAGAGAGGAGGUCCACAUCUCUACGGAGGUGAGAAAGGCUCUGAAGGAACUGUCCAUCACUCUGGAGUCGGCUCAGGAGCUCAUCAGGAAGUACACGCUGUCCAGCUGGAUGGAUCGACUCCUGAACUCCAGUAGCCAUGGAGACGAGUUCAGCAGCGUCAACGAGAGGCUGAACGACGCCUUCCAGGUCCUGUCCGGAGCUCUGCAGGUGGAGCAGGGAAACAUGCUGCAUCAGGUGUUUGAGCUCGCCUCCAGAGAGAAAGAGGACGAGGUGGACGGACGGGCGGACGAGACAGAGCUCAAGAAACUGCUGCUGGAGUACAUGAAGGCUCAGCAGGAGAAAACCGACGCGAUGCUCAAACACUUUGAACAGCUUAAAGCCAGCGUGGAAACGGCCGUCGAUAUGUUGAAUAAGCCGAGCGCCACCGAUGAAGUCAUCCGUAUGAUCAAACCGGACGAGCUGAAGUACGAAUAUCCCAAAGAACCUUUCAUGAGGACACCGAACUCAGAGGUUUACAGAGGACAGUACCACGGAUUCACAGUGGCCAUCAAGAGAUACAUCGACCCUGUGAACACCAGCCCCAAGGAGAUACGGACGUUUUUCAAUAAGGAAGUUGAAACCAUGAGACGCUUCGAGUCGCCCAACAUCCUGCGAAUGUUCGGCAUCUGCGUCCAGGAUGAAGAUGGACCUCAUCCUCAUUUCUUCAUCAUCAUGGAGUACUGUGAGAAGGGAAGUCUGCGGCAGGUUCUGGACUCAGACUGCAAGCUUUCCUGGACCAGGAAGGCUCGGAUGUGUCUGGACGCAGCACAAGGACUCUACAGACUGCACCAGACAGAAGCCAAGAGUAAAGUUCACGGCUGCAUCAACAGCUGUAAGUUCCUGGUGGCUGAAGGCUACAGAGUGAAGUUGGGAGGUUUCGAGUUGGCGAAAACGGAGACGUCGCUGAGAAAGAUGACGAAGAGCAAACACAUCAAGUCUCUGUGCUACACGGCUCCUCAGAUGCUCGACGACAUCAACCACGUCUACAGCAAAGAGUGUGAGAUGUACAGCUUCGGUAUCGUCCUUUGGGAACUCGCCACCAGGAAGAAACCUUUUGAAGGUUGUUCAAGUAAAGAAAUCUAUCAGAAAGUGUGCAAAGAGAAAUAUCAGGAGCCGCUGCCUGACGACUGUCCUGAAGCUCUGGGAUCUCUGAUCAACGCCUGUCGGAGCUACGAGAGCUUCCAGAGGCCGUCUGCUGGAGUGCUGGCUGAUAAACUUCGCAGUGUGGUGGCUCAGUUAGAGGAGCAAUGAAACGUCUCCGUCAGCUGUCCUCAGAGAGAAGUCAUGAAGUCUGAAAACUGGCCUGUAACAUGUGCAACAACUGUGAUAUGAUUUAUUGAUUAAUUGAUUAAUCACCAGCAGUUUUUUUAAAAUAAUGGAGCAAUAAUUUCAAGUCUGAUUCCAGCUUCUUAAAUGUGAAUAUUGUCUCGAUGUCUUUAGUCCUCUGUGACAAUAAACUGAAUAUUUUUGGGGUUGAGCAAGGCACUAAA